Molecule: messenger RNA, 4463 nt
Organism: Drosophila serrata
Lineage: Eukaryota; Metazoa; Arthropoda; Insecta; Diptera; Drosophilidae
Gene: Gprk2
Product: G protein-coupled receptor kinase 2
Biological process (GO): protein phosphorylation; regulation of signal transduction; signal transduction
Cellular component (GO): cytoplasm
Molecular function (GO): ATP binding; G protein-coupled receptor kinase activity
Source: RefSeq, a predicted model, not a curated record
CUCAGAAGACUCGUAAAUUUUUUCGAAAGCACUGCAAUUCGCGGAUUCAUUGCCAUUCGUUUAUGCAAAAUAACCACUGCGAACAUCGCCGUGUACCGCCGCAACUAAUAGCAGCUAACCUGGCUUUAAUCGACCGCUCCUGGGCGUAUAAAAAAACGCUUCAAUUUCUUGGCCAUCGUUUUCGGCCCGCCGCGUGUGUGUCGUUGUGUGAGCGUGUGCAUGUGAGUGCCCGCCCGCCCGUCUCUGUGUGUGUGCCCAUCGGCUUGUGUGUGUGUGUGUCUCAGUGUGUGCAAUCGUGGUGGUGAGCGCUACUGCCGCCGCCGCAACAACAACAACAAAAAAAGAAAACCGAAAUCGACAAAUGCGGUCAAAUUGAAAAGAAAAACAAAAAGAAAAAAGUAUUCUCGGCCAAAGCAAAGCCAAAAAGCACAAGCCAAAAAGAAAAACGCUGAAUCCCACGGAAAAGCCGGAAAAAUUGCCUUCUAGGCGUGUCGCUGCUCUGCCCGCUGCUGCUUCUUCUUCGCUCGCCUCAGUCGCUUCAAUUUGUUUAUGCUGCCCAAAAGUGAGAAAGAGAGAGAGAGAGCGAGAGCAAGAGCGCACUCUUAUCAACGGGACGGACCACUUUCUUAUCAGACCCGCCAGCCGCCUGCCGCAGAUUGUUGCGAAAAGUUCCAAAUAACAGGAAUUAUUAGGAAGCCGCAUUAACCGGGCUGGAAAUAGCGCAGAACCGAAUUGGAAAUUCAAACAAACAGAUAUCUUACUGACAGCGAAUUGGUCAUUUUCAUUUGGAGAAGCCCUAAGAUUAAGGAUAUCCAUUGACCUGCAGUCCCACCAGCAUUCAAUCAAGCGCAAAUCGGUCAAAAACUUGAUAGAAGAGGUCACAUUUUCGGCUAUUUCUUGCUAAAAAUACCAAUUUUUGAAACUAAAUGACGCCUGUGUCUGAAUCCGAGGAGACCCUGCUGCCACAUACCGCAACGCUGGACGCAGACGACGGCCACAAAUUAGCCAGCCAUUUGCAGAUUUGCAAGUCUAAGCAUUAGUCCCCAGGACCUUGAGCGAAAAAAGGAGGAAGAAGCACUCCCACAAAACACACAGGACGAGGAAAACAUCAAACGAAAGGACCCAGCAAUAGGAACAACAACAAACAACAAACAUUUAACUAACAAACUCAGCGUGUGUGUGCGUCUGCGACUAUUUUUUUCGAGAGCGCCAAAGGAUUCAUUAAAAAACCGCCAACCUGGAACUAAUGGAAUUAGAGAAUAUUGUGGCCAAUACGGUCUACUUGAAAGCGAGAGAGGGUGGUUCCGACAGCAACAAGGGAAAGAGCAAAAAAUGGCGCAAAAUAUUGCAAUUCCCACACAUAUCGCAAUGCAUAAACCUGAAAGACAAACUAGAUAUAAGCUAUGGCUACGUGAUAGAUCAACAACCCAUUGGUCGUGAGCUCUUUCGCCUGUUUUGCGAGAACAAGCGGCCCGUUUACUUUCGCUACAUCACCUUCCUAGAUCAGGUGGUCAAAUACGAAAUCGAGUAUAUCGUUAACCGCAUAUUCAUUGGCCAUGACAUCGGGCGACGCUUCCUGGAUGUGGAGCCGCAGCCGGAGCUACGCAAUGGAAGCGGUGGCGAUGCCCUCGAUGCCGAGACGCAGGAGGAGCUGCUGCUCAACAGCAGCAAUGCCAAUCCAACUGAAACAGCUGAGACUGAACACUGCAACAAUACCACCGCCAACAACUGCAACAACAUCAACAACAGCAACAGCAACACCACCACCACCAAUUCGCACAGCAGCAACAUCAAUCACAAGAAGCUGGACACACGCAAUCACAACGGCGACGAUGCCACCGGGAACGGGAGCAACGACGACGGAGAUGAGGGCGUCGAGUGCCUGGACAGCCACGAUGACAAUGGAGCGGAGAAGGGCGGUGGCGAGGGAGGCGGCGGCGGAGGAGUAGAUGGUGGCGGUGGUGGAGUAGGAGUAGGAGGAGGAGUUGGUGCUGGGAAUGGCACAACUGCCGGGGGAUCUGCCGACGAACUCGUGCUGGACGUGCUCAACGAUGAUCUCAUUGCGCAAGUGCGUAAUAAACUCAAUAGCGGCGGCAAGGACAUCUUUGGCCAGUGCGUGACCGCAGUGAAAGCGUUUCUAGCCGGUGAACCGUUCCGGGAGUUUGAAAACUCUAUGUAUUUUCACAGAUACUUGCAAUGGAAGUGGCUGGAGGCACAGCCAAUCACCUAUAAAACGUUUCGCAUGUACCGAGUCCUGGGCAAGGGUGGCUUCGGGGAGGUGUGCGCCUGUCAGGUUCGGGCCACUGGGAAAAUGUACGCGUGCAAAAAGCUGGAGAAAAAACGCAUCAAGAAGCGAAAGGGCGAGUCGAUGGUGUUAAUCGAGAAGCAGAUACUGCAGAAAAUCAACUCGCCAUUCGUGGUUAAUCUGGCCUACGCGUACGAGACGAAGGAUGCCCUCUGCCUGGUCCUGACCAUAAUGAAUGGCGGCGAUUUGAAAUUCCACAUUUACAACAUGGGUGGCGACCCGGGAUUCGAGCUGGAGCGUGCCCGCUUCUAUGCCGCCGAGGUGGCCUGCGGCCUGCAGCAUCUUCACAAGCAGGGCAUCGUCUACCGGGACUGUAAGCCGGAGAAUAUCCUCUUGGAUGAUCAUGGCCACGUACGCAUCUCUGACCUGGGCCUGGCCGUUGAGAUACCCGAGGGCGAGAUGGUUCGCGGCCGGGUGGGCACAGUGGGUUACAUGGCACCCGAGGUCAUCGAUAAUGAGAAGUACGCCUUUUCACCGGAUUGGUUUAGCUUUGGCUGCCUGCUGUACGAGAUGAUCGAGGGACAGGCGCCGUUCCGGAUGCGCAAGGAGAAAGUUAAGCGGGAGGAGGUGGACAGACGCGUUAAGGAGGAUCCCGAAAAGUAUUCGAGCAAGUUUAAUGAUGAAGCCAAAUCAAUGUGCCAACAGCUGUUAGCUAAAUCGAUAAAGCAGCGCUUGGGCUGCCGCAACGGACGCAUGGGGGCCCAGGACGUGAUGGCCCACCCGUUUUUCCACUCCACCCAGCUCAAUUGGCGCCGGCUGGAGGCUGGCAUGCUGGAGCCGCCCUUUGUGCCAGACCCGCAUGCCGUUUACGCCAAAGAUGUGCUAGAUAUUGAACAGUUCUCGACGGUGAAGGGCGUCAAUAUCGAUGACUCGGACACGAAUUUCUAUACGAAAUUCAACACGGGCUCCGUGUCCAUUUCGUCAAAUGAAAUGAUGGAAACCGAGUGCUUUCGGGAGCUGAACGUAUUCGGUCCGGAGGAGUGCCCAACGCCAGAUUUGCAGAUCAAUGCAACGCCCGAACCGGACAAGGCGGGAUGUUUCCCCUUCCGCCGGAAGAAGAAGCAACCGGCUCGCACACAGCCCAUACCCAUUCCCGAGCAUCUGUUAACCACUAGUCACAGCGUGUCCUCCACGACGGUCGAGAGCUGAUAGCAUAGAUUAGUCGAAGAAGCCGCUAAGCGGAGGACGGAGGAGCCUGGCGAAGAUAAAGAAGGAGUCAUCGUCGACACAUAGCACAAAUUGCGCACAGUUACCCCCCCAGAUGGGGGUAUUCAGCCGAAGGACAUCGUAGCACAACAACAACCUAACGCAAUUACAAAACCCACAAAACUCAGUUGACGCGCAAGAAGCAUUUUUGAAAUUGUAUUUUUACAUCAACUUUUCUAAUGAAAUUGCGAGCUGAUUUCGAUGACUACACACGCACAUAUAUAUAUUUAUAAAUGUUUCCAAAAAGACUCUCCUCUCCAUACAGAAAGAAAGAAAGCACACAUUAGAGCGUUACUUAAUUGAGAAUGUGGUUUCGAUAAUUACCACUCACUAAUCGACUUUGAGAGCUAAUAGCACUUGCAGCGCAAAGGCGAACUUUUGUCACAGCACCCCCCAAAAAAAGAAGAUAAUGUUACUUAAAAUACGAGCGCUAUUUAAAUAUCUAUAAAAAAUUGAUCAUCUAAAACAUGCAUUACCAUCAACCAGGAGCUGUAGCUGAAGCAGCACCGGAAGCGGAAGCGGAAGCAAAGUAGAGGCAACGCCAGCAGAAUAAUUUGUAAUUUUUGUAAAGUAGCUUGUGCUCAACGGGAACAGCGUUGGAAGAUGCUCGUUCUUGUUGGCAUUUGUAAGUUAAGCAAGUGACAUGAAUACUCGAAAACUUGAAUGCAUUUUUAACAAAUACUUAACACACACACACACAUGCUACUAUAUCUAAAAGCAUAGAUACGGACAUACACAUGAUGUGUAUGUGGAUUGUACAUUUUAAAAAGAAACCUAUAAUUAUUUAUAAACGACUUUUAAUUUUUAUUGCCGCACACUUUUGCUAAGCUUCUCAUCUAUAUAUUGUUCUUAAAGCCUUUUCUGUUGUCUAAGUUUAAGUUGGAGAUAUUACUGAUAUUUGUUUUGUCAUGCAAUAAAUUUAACAACAACAAGUUAUGCUAACUAAUGCUAA